Messenger RNA from Abrus precatorius (Indian licorice), 3507 nucleotides. RefSeq lists its product as uncharacterized. The coding region runs from base 153 to 3194 and encodes 1013 amino acids. Lineage: Eukaryota; Viridiplantae; Streptophyta; Magnoliopsida; Fabales; Fabaceae. The transcript is spliced from 10 exons. The record is from RefSeq and is a predicted model, not a curated record.
GGGUCUCAACCAGAACGCCGUCGUCUGAACCCUGUCAUUGUUUUCCCCAUUCCUCCAAAAACACGCGGCAAUUCAAACCCAUCAGAAUCGCCACCACCACCUUCAAAUCACACUCUCUCAAAACCAGAAGAAACCCUAACAAUCCCAAUCCAAUGACUCCACGCGCCGAUGAACACGAAAAAGACAAUCUCUCCGCCACCGACGACGACGAUGACGAUGACUUCAAAGAGGACAUGGCUGCGAUUGCCCGAGCCUGCAUGAUCGCCGGCCACCACGCCAACAGCGACUCUGCCGCCGGUCCUAACCUCGACGUCCGUGCCGGUCAAAUUCCGGCGGAAGACCCGCUCUUGGACUCCGGCGACGCCAUCGUUCCGGUCACCACUGAUUCCGACGAUGAACAGGACGACCUCGAAUGUCUCAAAAGAGUGCAAAGCCUCUACCAGCCUUUGUCUUCUAUUCCGCCUCUGCCACCGCCGUUGACAGCCAAGUCGGAUGAUGACGACGUGGAUGAUUUUGAGACGGUUCGCGCCAUCAUGAAACGGUUUUCUAAGUACGGCGAAGGUCCACAUGAAGGAAAAACCAAAACAUUGCCUGAGGAGGAUCAGACAUCAAUACCAGAAUGUGAUGGUGACAUUGCUAAGGAUUCAAUCCAUUAUGAAUCACAUGGUGGUGACUUAUGUCCUGUUUCUCAGGAUCCUGAUGAGAUCACUGAUUGGUUGACUGAGAACAUGGAAGUACAGCAUUUUGAUUUUGAUGAGAGUUGUCAACCUGAUGCCUUCAAAUCAUCCAAAUUACCAAAGAAUAGAACAAGUUUUCCUCCUUCAGCUCAUGCUGUUGUUGAUGCUAUCCAGAAGAACAGGUCUUUGCAGAGAUUUCUUAGAAGUAAGUUGAUUGAGCUCGAAGCUAAAAUUGAGGAGAAUAAACAGCUAAGGAACAAAGUUAAACUUCUUAAGGACUUCCAGCUUUCUUGCAUUAGAAGAACAGGGCAUGCGUUAUCGCUGAAAAAGGAUCCACGUGUUCAGUUAAUAUCAGCCAAAAAAUCUUCUGCUCCAAAGAAUUCAAAGAGCCAUAAAAAAGUAUCUGCAAUGUGUUGUGGCCCGGAGGAGAAUUCUCGUGUCGCUAAUUAUAAGAUGGUACUGGAAAGAUUUCCGCUUUCAUUGGAUAGGAAAAAAUGGUCUAAUGUAGAAAGAGAAAAUCUUUUGAAAGGAAUUAAGCAACAAUUCCAAGAAAUACUGCUUCAAAUUUCUGUAGAUAGAAUAAGUUCAGAAUGCUCAUUUGGAGAUGCAAAUGACUUGGAUGGCAUAAUUUCAUCUGUUAAAGAUCUUGAAAUUACACCAGAGAGGAUUAGAGAAUUUUUACCUAAAGUUAAUUGGGAUCGGUUAGCUUCCAUGUAUGUUGUUGGCCGUACUGGUGCUGAAUGUGAAUCAAGGUUGGGUAUUAAAAUGCUCUAUCGAUCCAUCCGUUUUUUUUGGGGGUGGGGGAAGAGGUGGUUGAAUUGUGAAGAUCCUUUGAUCAACCAAGGCACAUGGACUGGUGAAGAGGAUAGGUCUCUUUUGCUUCUUGUCCAAGAUAUGGGCAUCAGGAACUGGUUUGAUAUUGCUGUAUCAUUGGCCACAAACAGGACUCCAUUUCAAUGCUUGGCCCGAUAUCAACGGAGCUUAAAUCCUUCCAUGCUCAAUAGUGAAUGGACUGAGGAAGAAGAUGCUCAACUCUGUUCUGCUGUGACAUUUUUUGGUGAGAACGACUGGCAGUCUGUGGCUUCAGUUCUAGAACGGCGAACAGGAACCCAGUGCUCAAAUAGAUGGAAAAAAUCCCUCUGUCCCGAGAGGAAAGGAAGCUUUACUCAAGAGGAGAAUAUACGCUUAACUGUAGCUGUCAUGCUUUUUGGACGGAAAUGGAAUCAAAUAGCCAAGUUUGUUCCUGGCCGGAUCCAAUCUCAGUGUAGGGACAGAUACCUCAACAGUCUGGAUCCUUCUUUGAAAUGGGGAGGAUGGACUGAGGAAGAGGAUUUAAAAUUAGAAGUUGCAAUUGCAAAGCAUGGAUAUUGCUGGUCUAAGGUAGCUGAAGAAGUGCCUCCCCGUACUGAUUCUCAAUGCCGGAAGAGAUGGAAGGUGAUAUGUCCUGAACAAGUGCCCUUGCUUCAAGAAGCAAGAAAGAAGAAAAAGUCUAUUGUUGCCAAUAACUUUGUUGAUCGAGAGUCUGAACGCCCAGCCCUUACACUGGAUGAUUUUCUACCGUUACAUAUGUUAGCUCCUAAAUCUAGCGUUGGUGCUGCUCCGAAUCACUGGAAGAAGCGCAAGAGGAAGUCAAGCAAUGUUUCCAAGAAAAUGAGAUCUAGAAAACGUGUAAAAAAAGCUCGACAUACUGAGGAAGUACAAGAUGUAGGGGUACAUAGUGAUGAUCAGGUCAAGAAUUGUAGUGAAGAAGUACCAGGUUUUGCUAGCAAGGUUCCUGAGAAAAUGAGGUCUAAAAAACAUGCAAAAAGGACGCAAAUUCAUCCCAAUGAAGUAGAGGAUACAGUACAGGGUGUCAAGGUCAAGACUUGUGUCGAGAGUUCAGAGAGUCAAUCUACCAGUAAUGAGAGUUCUGAAAAUCAAGAUUGGGACAACGUAACUCUUGCAUGUUUUAUACAAAACAAAUCGAAAAAGAAGCUAUCUAAAUGUACCAAAACUUUGAGUCAAGCUUCCCUUUCUCCUAGGACUACAGUUGUAUUUAAGGAGGCUGAUAAUCAAAUCCCAUCUGGUGAGCAAGUGGGGUUGUCUCAGUCAUUUGAUACUACAGAUGGUACUAAAGAUUUGUUCGUGCAGCAGAAUGUUGGUUCUGACAGACGAGUGGGAAAACCAGAAGAUGCAAACACUUUGACGGGUGACGAAGAUGAUCCGCCUCUUGUGUCCCUUAUGGGAAACAAACCAAAGAAAAGGAGUCAAGCUGCUAAAGGACGUGGUGCAUUCUCUUCUUCCAAAUUGAAAAAGGGAUCUGCAUUACCAUGUGACGAGCAUUGUGCAAACAAGCCAAUCAUCAUCAUAUCUGACGAUGGUGGGCCGUCAAUGUCCAAGCAUGUUGAAGAGGAGACUGUUUUGCAUGGUGGUGUGGCUGAACACACAAACAAUAUGGAAGAAAAAGAUGAAAUCCUUUCUUCUUUCUUGCAAAACAGGACACAGAGACAGCGGAAACGACCUAGUAGGUAUUCUUAAAGGUGAUGUCAAUGAUCCAAAUUAUGUGGGCUGGUAUACUUUUUCUGGGCAAUUGGGCAGUGGCUAAGCCAUGUAAUUAGAGGGCCGUACUAACUUUUUGGUAAUUUAAAGCCCGCAUUGCCAUGAUCAUGAAUUUCAAGUAAUUUUAGGUACAGUUAGUUCCGAGAUACGGACAAUGGAAAUGGAAUUAUGCUGAGCUUGGGCCUGUAUGCAGAUUUUCGGCCUGGUGCACCAUGUAAACUGGCAUAGUGCAAGAAUUCUGUUGUCAUUUUGUAUCUUUUGUUUAAAAUCAUGAGUGUGAAGUGUCUAGUUU